AUGCCCAGGUAUCUCGUUCGUUUUGCGCAGACGCACGAGAGUUUUCGGAAAGUCGAAUUGCAAGCCCUCGCAGAUGUGGCUAGAGUAUCGAUACAGUUUCUGAGAUAUGAAGAAGACUCUCCUUAUUGUAUCGUAGAAAUUCCAUCUGAUGCAGCUGCGCACAAAGUAAUUACCCGAAGUAUUCUAGCACAGGGCGUUUACGAGUUAUGGGGUGAAGGUUCCACAUAUCCUGCGCUUCACGACUCCGUUCGCAACCUCACAGCAUCAAGAUGGACACAGUACGAGACUGCGUCUUUCAAGUUCACCGUGGAAGGCUAUCGCGGUGGAAUGUCAGCGGACGAACAGCGAGCCGUCAUCAAUGAAUUCUCUUACAUGGCAUUCAAGGGUCCUCCAAAGAUGCGGGAUCCGGAUGUUGCUUUCCGUGUCUUUGAAGACUACGAUCUUGAUGUGAAAGUACCGAAGCAACUUUACCUUGGUCGAUUUAUAGCCGAGUCUUGUCGAAAUGAGGCAAAAAAGACCUUCGAUCUCAAGAAGAGAAUUUAUAUCAGUACUACAUCCAUGGACGCGGAGCUCACUCUUCUUACUGCAAAUAUUGCCCACGUUGCGCCAGGAAAACUAUUCUAUGAUCCAUUCAUGGGCACUGGCGGCUUUCCCAUUGCCUGUGCACACUUCGGCGCCGUCGUUUUCGGAAGUGACAUUGAUGGGCGAACCAUCCGCGGCCUUGGUGGAAGCGCAAGGAGAGGGCAAACCGGCAAAUACGACGUCAAUGGCAAUUUCAAGCAAUAUCAGCUCGAGUCCAGCUACCUGGGUGCUUUUGUUUCCGAUCUUACAAACUCUCCACUCAGACUAGUACCACACAGCACCAGUCGAAUGAAAGGCUAUUUGGAUGGCAUCGUCUGUGACCCUCCGUAUGGUAUUCGCGAAGGCCUGAAAGUUCUUGGAUCUCGUCAGGAACUGGAAGAAAGAGAACGAAAGUCGCAUGAAGAUCAGUACCGACAGCCAGGGUAUAUUCCCCCAAAGAAGCCUUACUCUUUCACAGCUCUCCUCGACGAUAUACUGGCUUUUGCAGCCACGACAUUGGUCGAAGACGGUCGCAUCAGCAUGUGGAUGCCGACUGCAAACGAUGAAGACAUCGAAUUGAUCAUACCAUCGCACCCAUGUUUGGAGCUGACUUCGGUCUGUGUCCAAGCCUUCAACAAAUGGUCGCGAAGAUUACUUACGUAUCGUCGUCUGCACGACUCAGAAGUGCCGGAAGGGGCGUUUGAGAGGGCAAAGCGAGACUACGAGAAGGGCACGAAAGCCAGUGAUUUGAAUGACUUCCGACGCAAGUACUUCCAGGGAUUCAAGGAAUUUGAGUCCAUGAAGAAGGAAUUUAUAAGGAUGAAGUCGGAUGCAAAGGAGGCCCAAGAUAAACCUGCCACUGAGGAGAAUGGCAGCCUACCGCAAUGA
Molecule: messenger RNA, 1449 nt
Organism: Plenodomus lingam JN3
Lineage: Eukaryota; Fungi; Ascomycota; Dothideomycetes; Pleosporales; Leptosphaeriaceae
Biological process (GO): methylation
Cellular component (GO): cytoplasm
Molecular function (GO): methyltransferase activity; nucleic acid binding
Source: RefSeq, a predicted model, not a curated record